Molecule: messenger RNA, 675 nt
Organism: Psylliodes chrysocephalus
Lineage: Eukaryota; Metazoa; Arthropoda; Insecta; Coleoptera; Chrysomelidae
Source: the annotation of a GenBank genome assembly
GAUGAUGAUGCGCCAUAAUCGGAUGAACUACUGGGUCUUCAACAAUACCGAAAACCCACGUGACCAAAUCGUCAUGACAGCGAUUGGUGAAAAUAAAAGUAAAAAUCCCUAGAUGUGAGCCAGCGCCGUAGAUAUUUUAUUACAAAAUAGAUCUUCUUUUUUUUAUGGUCUGCAACUGCGAGAACAAAAUUCAGUUAGGUGCUUCCCUUGAAUGCUAUACUUGUAAUACAACCUUCGUGACUGAAAGGAGCGAUGACGCAUGUAAAGGACUUGAAACACUUACUAAAUGCACGGAUCCUGCUGUUUGUUUGUCAGCUGUCUUACUAUAUGAAGAUGGUGGUGCAAAAAGUUACAAGGCAAUCAAAAGUUGUAAUAUAAAUCAAGCUGGUCAAGAAUGCGAAUAUUUUUUGAAAAACAUGCAAACAACAAGUCCUACGUCAAAAAUAUCACUAUAUAAUAACAAAUGUUCUACUUGUGAAAAAGAAAAAUGCAAUCAAUAUAAUAAAGCGACGGCAGCACUCAUUCCGACAUUCGUAGUUUUUAUUAUAUCGUUUGUUUUGUGUAAAUUAAUCUAAACCAAUUUAGAUCAAUAAAAUUAAUGUUUAUUUAACAAAUGAAUUUUAUUGUUGCGUGCUUAAAAGAAAGUUAUAUUAAUCCAUGUAAUAAUGUAAUUAU